AUGGGGACUCUGUUAGGGACCUUACUGCUGUUAGCAGCAGUCAGAAGCGUGGCUGCCCUGUCCUGUCUCCCGUGUGACCGCUCGCAGUGCCUGCCGCCUCCCUCCUGUCCGGCUGAUGUCGUCAAAGACGUCUGUGGGUGCUGCGCUGCUUGUGCAAAAGUUGAAGGGGAGAGGUGUGGUGGACCAUGGGGAAUAACAGGAACGUGUUCGUCAGGACUUACCUGUAAUAAAGACCCAAAUGACUUCAACGCAGAUGGCGUCUGUGUAGUCGACGGAGCCCAACAAUGUCCGUCUGGAAGCAGCUGGAGUUACUGCGGCAGUGCGUGUCCCGCCACAUGUGAUGAACAGCCGAUGUUCUGCACUCUGCAGUGCGUCGCCAGGUGCGUGUGUGACGACAGGACUCACGUGUGGCAUAACAAUGUGUGCAUCCCGCCUGGCUCCUGUCCCAGGCAGUUCUGUGAGUACAACGGAAGGCGUUAUAAGGUGGGAGAGUCCUGGGGUGUGAGAGAGACAGCCGGUAAGAACUGCCUGUGUGACGGGCGGGGGGAGAGAUGUCUGUUCGUGGACUGCUCACCGGGAAGUGAACACUACUUGACCACGGCAGGCACCUGGGACUGCAGGCCUGUCCGAGGAGGUACGUGCCCCCGUGGGUACACAAAGCUCAUGCACACCAGCGGCAAGUCUCCCUGUUACCGCUUCGCCAGGAAGCCGGCGACGUACGGCGAGGCGGCGGCCAGCUGCCGUGCGGACGGGGGACGACUCGUGACUAUCCGCACCCCCCUCGCACAAUUCAGGGUCACGAUUUUGGCCUUCUUAAAGAUUCACGCGGGCUCAUGGAUCGGGCUGAGCGACCGCGGGCGGGCGGGGACGCUGGUGUGGAGUGACGGCGUGAAGUACAACGGACGUCGGUACAGCCACUGGGGCCCGCGCUACUGGAACACACCCGGCUAUAACUGCGUCUACCUGGUCCAGCCGCUGUACCGCUGGCAGCGGGGCAGGUGCGGCUUGAGGCGCGCGUACAUUUGCGAGUACAACCCGUACAACUGACUCCGAGCCAACACUGCACAGCCCGUGAAUCGAGUGGGCUUCAAUCGCAUGCUAAAUCCAAGCUCUAUAUAAUGUCAAUGCUAAACCGUAGAGUCUGAUUACAUCUAAUUUGAGAUUUUAAAAACUAGCUAAGAAGCUAGACUGAUGAGUAAGAUGCUGCCAACCGAAUCUACAGCAUCAUUGGCAAAUUACGCUAAACUUAACAAACAGCAGUGCCAGUAGGAACUAGGCGUGCUGUUAUGACAUGUUAACCAUGUCAUACAUUGAUCAUGUUAGACUUAAUGCAUUUUAUGUUUCAUCAUACAAUUCUGUUCAUUCAUUAUAAAGCAAUAUAUAAGAGGAAAGGUCAGGUCCCAUAUGGUCUGCCUGAUUGUAGUUUUAUCAUUUGUAUCGAUGUUGUUGUUUUUUU
Messenger RNA from Branchiostoma belcheri (Belcher's lancelet), 1456 nucleotides. Its product is annotated as SCO-spondin-like. The coding region runs from base 1 to 1047 and encodes 348 amino acids. The record is from RefSeq and is a predicted model, not a curated record. The transcript has 7 exons. Lineage: Eukaryota; Metazoa; Chordata; Leptocardii; Amphioxiformes; Branchiostomatidae. Gene Ontology annotation, cellular component: extracellular region. Gene Ontology annotation, molecular function: insulin-like growth factor binding. Gene Ontology annotation, biological process: regulation of signal transduction; regulation of cell growth.